Micromonas pusilla CCMP1545 is the source of this 873-nucleotide messenger RNA. RefSeq lists its product as uncharacterized. The transcript has 2 exons. Gene Ontology annotation, biological process: L-tyrosine biosynthetic process. NCBI's taxonomy places the organism in Eukaryota, Viridiplantae, Chlorophyta, Mamiellophyceae, Mamiellales, Mamiellaceae. Gene Ontology annotation, molecular function: arogenate dehydrogenase (NADP+) activity; prephenate dehydrogenase (NADP+) activity; prephenate dehydrogenase (NAD+) activity. The annotation marks the transcript as partial. The record is from RefSeq and is a predicted model, not a curated record.
ACCACCCCGCGCGCGAUCGACGCCGCGCAGCCGUUCGACUUCGAGUCCAAAGCGCGGAAAAAGAUCGAGAAGAGCCGCACGCUCACCAUCGGCAUCGUCGGCUUCGGCAACUUUGGUCAGUUCCUCGCGAAGCGCUUCGUGAAGUGCGGCCACGACGUCAUCGCGACCUCGCGCGGGGACUACUACGCGACGGCGAGCGAGCUCGGCGUGGCGUACUACCGAGACCCGGACGACUUCUGCGAGGCGCAUCCGGACGUGGUGAUCUUCGCGACGAGCAUCCUCUCCACGGAGACGACGAUAAACGCGUUUCCGACGCAGCGGCUUCGUCGAAACACGCUCGUGUGCGACGUCCUCAGCGUGAAGCAGUUCCCGAAGCAGCUGUUCCUCACGAAGCUGCCAGAAAACUUCGACAUCGUGUGCUUGCAUCCGAUGUUCGGGCCGGACUCGGGGAAGGGGAGCUGGAAGGAUUUGCCGCUCGUGUACGACAAGGUGAGGGUCGGCGAGGAAAAAAAACGCCGCGACCGCGUCGACCGGCUGCUGGGCAUCUUCGAACAGGAGGGGUGCCGCAUGGUCGAGAUGUCGUGCGAGGAGCACGACAUCCAGGCGGCGUCGUCGCAGUUCAUCACGCACACCGUGGGUCGAAUGUUGGGCACGAUGGAGAUGAAGGAGACGACGAUCAACACGAAAGGGUACGAGAGUCUGCUGAGUCUGGUGAACAACACGUACAACGACUCGUUCGAUCUGUACUACGGUCUGUUCAUGUACAACAAGAACGCGACGCAGGAGCUGAACCGUCUGGAGGCGGCGUUCAACGAGGUGAAGGGCGAGCUGUUCGACCGUCUGCACACGCUCAUCAGGGACGACAUCUUCGAA